Toxotes jaculatrix (banded archerfish) is the source of this 3943-nucleotide messenger RNA. RefSeq names its product protein-L-isoaspartate (D-aspartate) O-methyltransferase domain containing 1 (gene pcmtd1). NCBI's taxonomy places the organism in Eukaryota, Metazoa, Chordata, Actinopteri, Toxotidae. The transcript has 7 exons. Gene Ontology annotation, cellular component: cytoplasm. Gene Ontology annotation, biological process: protein modification process. The record is from RefSeq and is a predicted model, not a curated record. Bases 453 to 1532 code for a protein of 359 amino acids. Gene Ontology annotation, molecular function: protein-L-isoaspartate (D-aspartate) O-methyltransferase activity.
AUCCUCUCCUCAGCUGUUUCUUUCUUCUCCCACUUCGACACAGCGGCUCGUCCUUACUACUUUACCUUUCCCAACCAGCUAGUUAGCUCAGUUAACUAGUCCUCAGCCUCUACGGGAGGCAGUUCACGUCUCAAAGUCAAAGUGACUGUCACUGACCGUCGCAUUGCACAGUGCACCCAGUUUCAAGGAGUGAGUUAAUGCGACACGGCAUUGCAACUCAAAGGACAUUGCAUUACAGAGAGGGGCAGAGAGAAAAAAUGGUUUAAAAAUUACACUUCUGUACAAUCAGUGAUGGUCACUUGCUCCCUGGAUAUGACUGUUGUCUAAACUGACGCUUGAGGAGUCACAGCGGCAGGAUCCUUCAGCCAGCCGUCCAUCUCCAUGCCACUGUGAGAAGGGAUCACUCAUCCUGAGUACAACUUCGCCCCUUGUGUUUCUCUUCUCUUUUUGCCAUGGGGGGAGCAGUGAGCGCCGGGGAAGACAAUGACGACCUCAUUGAUAAUCUGAAAGAAGCUCAGUACAUUCGCACAGAAAAAGUUGAACAGGCUUUUCGGGCCAUAGACCGCGGUGACUACUAUCUGGAUGGCUACCGGGACAGUGCCUACAAAGACUUGGCAUGGAAGCACGGCAACAUACACCUGUCUGCUCCGUGUAUAUACUCUGAGGUGAUGGAGGCCCUCAAACUGCAGCCAGGACUUUCUUUCCUCAAUCUGGGCAGUGGAACCGGCUACCUGAGCACAAUGGUUGGCCUUAUCAUUGGGCCAUUUGGUGUGAACCAUGGAGUUGAACUCCAUAAGGACGUGGUUGAAUAUGCCAGAGAGAAACUGGAUGAUUUCAUAAAGAAUAGUGACAGCUUUGAUAAGUUUGAGUUCUGUGAACCUGUCUUUGUGGUGGGGAACUGCCUUGAAAUCUCAACAGACAGUCAUCAAUACGACCGCAUUUAUUGUGGCGCCGGAGUGCAGAAGGACCAUGAAAAUUACAUGAAAGUACUACUCAAAAUUGGCGGCAUUCUGGUGAUGCCUAUUGAAGAUCAGCUGACCCAGAUAACCAGGACUGGUCAGUGCACAUGGGAGAGCAAAAACAUCUUGGCGGUGUCCUUUGCCCCCUUGGUCCAGCAGAGCAGAGCUGAUGGAGAGAAGCCUGAUGCUGUCCAGCUGCCCCCAGUGACUGUCCGCAGCCUUCAGGAUCUCUCUCGGAUCUACAUACGCCGCACUCUCAGAAACCUGGCCAACGAGGACAGUCAGGGGAAGGGGAUGAUGCAAAGAGUCCCCCAGAAGCGCAAACGCAGGCGCUGUCGGCGGCGACGCAUCAACACCUAUGUUUUUGUAGGCAACCAGCUGAUCCCCCAAAUGGUGGAGAGUGAGGAGGAGGAGCACGCUGAAGAAGAACACAAGGAAGUGGAGGAGGAGGAGGAAAGAGACAUUGGCGACAUUGAAAUCCUCAGGCAAGUGAACGUGUUGAGAGACCAAAUAAUGGCUUUACCGCUGCCUGAGUCACUGAAAGCAUAUUUGCUGUAUUACAGAGAGAAAUGACUGAUUCCCUCGAUGUCAGUUCUUAAUGGGUGCAGCUCUUGCUGAAAUGCUUUCCUUUGCCCUUUUCAGUACAAAUGUAGCAUUAUUUCCAUUAAAUCUUGAUGACAAAACUGUAAUGGAAAGAAACGUCAUAGAUAAUAUUGGAUAAUAAUGUUAUGAUUGUCAUGACCUGUUAGUUUUUGUUGACAUUUUCUUUUGAUUUGUAUAUGAAAAAAAACAAAACAUUGUAAAAAGUAUACUAAAUGGACAUAGUUUCAGAAACCCGUUUUGAGAUUCAGAUUUUAUCACAACAUGUCAGGACUUCUGCAGAAGUUUGCAGAUUAAAAAUUGUAUAAAAAAAAAAACAAAGUUCUUACUAUAUUUGUUAAAAUAUGAUCAUGCUAAGAUGAAGACUUUUAUUGCACCUUUUUUAGAAGCUUUAACUUGCUCUCAGUGUCUGGCGAUUUAUUGAUGCUGAGAGGAGCAAAAGACACUGAAAGGCGAAUAAGGCCACAUCCUCCCAUGUUGAGUUUCAAGAGUAAGGCACUCUUGCAUAAUCAUGACUAGGGCACUUAUGUCAUUGCUCUUCUGGAUAUUUCAUUUUAGGUCAACAUAUUUUGUACCUUCCUAUUACAGUAUAGCAUUGAGAGACCAGAUUGGUUCAUAAUUUUUUCUACAGGGCACCUUUUAAUGUAACUUUUUCUACAGGGUGCUUACAUACAUACUUGUGUUUUCUCAAUUUGCAUAUGAGUAGCUGACAUCCUACUUGGUUUGAUAAGGUGUUGUAUGCCCUGUCCUCUCCAUGGUUUCCUUUCCAUUGUUAAUGCAAAUAACAAAUUACUUUCAUUAAUCAUAUCAGAGGUUUAAAACAAUGAUGAAACUGAUUACAGGUGUUAAAUGGUGGUGGACAUUUUCAGCUUUUUUAGACGGAUCUGGUGAUGGGGAGAAGUUGGUCGGUAACGAGUACAUGCAUGAAUACACUGUAUAUGUCUUGGGUGUUCCUGACUUUGCUUCACAUCUUAUGAUUGGUCACUGGAGGUGAUGUCCCAGGUGAUCAAGUGUGAAAAUGUUUUGACAAAAGAAAUAAAAAAAAAAAAAUGCAUUUAAGGAUAAUUAAUGAAUUAGAUGGCCUUGAGACAAAUCUCAAAUUCUGUAUAGUACUGCGUUUUUUUUUGUUUUUUUUAAUACCAAUGCAAAAUCAGAAUCGCUGAGGAUUUUGAAGCCUUUUGUAUUCUGGACUGUAGAAGUGUCCAGCAAAGCACCUUAAUCUGCAGUCCUCAAGUGAGAAAAAAGGUGCCAUUUUUUGGCUAAAUUUGUACUGUGGACUGAACUUACUGUAAUGUAAAUCCUCUUUAAUCAAAGUACAAUUUGCUUGCAGAAGUUCCCUGAUAGUGAUGGCUUUUUAAGUGCCAACGUACCCCAUCACAUUAGGAUUUCUGUGAGUUUCCUGGCACAGUAAAUUUAGCCCAAACAACAACAUAUAUUUCUACAAAAAACAUUCCAUGGUGAAAAAAGAAAACAGCACAUCACUGAUAGAUGUCACACUUUUGAGUCAUGCUUUAUCGUCACAGACUUGGAAAUUACUUUGAAUGCAUAAUUUAGUAUUCCAAAAGCUGAGUUGAAUGUUGUUGAUAUUAAUUCUAUUCAAUAUAAAAGUGAUAUAUAUGUAUUGUUAUCAUAUGAUUCUGCAUACAUACUUUGCAUUUGGUUUGUUGUAGCGCCCUCUUGCUGUACUGUAUCUUGACACUGGGAACUCUGUAGAUCAAAACUCCACUGCUGUCUGUUAAAUAGAUAAGAUAUAUUAGUGCUAUAGGUCUUCAUUUUGUUCUGGUGUAAUGAAAAAAUAUUUUAUUUGAAAACGGGCUGAUUAUUCUAUUAGUAGUUUUUGUGUGUGAAGAGGUAACAUUUAUUUUCCGUACUUUUUUCUUUUUCUUUUUUUUUUACAUUCAUCCGAAAGCUUUGCAAGUAAGCAAUAAUGGAAUAAUUUCUCAGCUUAUAAUUACCAAUAACAGCAUAGUCCCAUUUGAUUUGCGUAGUAUCCAUUAAAGUUCACAUGAACAAUUACAGGCAUGCAACAGUUUAUAUACCAUUAUCGAAGAUAAUUGCUAAUUAGGAAGCACAUUAAGUAUUGAAAGCAGGGGACCUACAACCUCGACUCUCAGGUCACGCCUUGCACCAAAGUUAAUGGGACUGUUGUGAUUUCAUUUAAUGUGGGCAAGAUUCAACUACAGAAAUGGCACUCGUUAGUCAUAACCAAUUCUGUGCUCUUAUAUUAAGUUAAUUUGUUGAGAGCCAAAACAGUUCAGUUACUUUUUUUAUCAGAAUCAGGCCUAGGUUGAUUUCUCAUAGUGUGUGCAGUUCAUUUUGAAAAAUGUGUUGUUUUUUCCGUAAAUGUUUGGCACAAAAAUAAAGGUCAGAAUCACAUUAUGCUU